GGAUGCUGAGAUCGAGGACCUGAAGACGCAGCUCUCGCGGAUGCAGGAGGACUGGAUCGAGGAGGAGUGCCACCGCGUGGAGGCCCAGCUGGCGCUGAAGGAAGCCCGCAAGGAGAUCAAGCAGCUGAAGCAGGUCAUCGACACGGUGAAGAACAACCUGCUGGAGAAGGACAAGGGCCUCCAGAAGUAUUUCGUGGACAUCAACAUCCAGAACAAGAAGCUGGAGACGCUGCUGCACAGCAUGGAGGUGGCGCAGAAUGGGGCGCUGAAGGAAGACGGGGCCGGCGAGUCGGCCGGGGGGUCCCCAGCCCGAUCCCUCACCCGCAGCUCCACCUACACCAAGCUGAGCGACCAGGGGGCCGGGGACCGCAACGUGGGGGGCUCGCAGACCAUCUCGCUGGACGAGGGGGCCGACAGCGGCUUUGCCGGGACGGAGGAGGCUCCCGGUCACACGGACCCACGGGAGGUGGGGGGCGAAGCCGGCACCCGCCUGCCCCCCAGCUCCACCUACGAGAAGCUGCUGGGGCUACGGGGCGGCGUGGAGGCGGGGGUGCAGGCCAGCUGCAUGCAGGAGCGGGCCAUCCAGACGGACUUCGUGCCCUGCCAGCCCGACCUGGACACCAUCCUGGAGAAGGUGAUGAAGUCCCAG
Messenger RNA from Leptosomus discolor (cuckoo roller), 649 nucleotides. The record is from RefSeq and is a predicted model, not a curated record. Lineage: Eukaryota; Metazoa; Chordata; Aves; Leptosomiformes; Leptosomidae.